Messenger RNA from Tachysurus vachellii, 1189 nucleotides. RefSeq names its product TBP-like 1 (gene tbpl1). Lineage: Eukaryota; Metazoa; Chordata; Actinopteri; Siluriformes; Bagridae. The transcript is spliced from 7 exons. Gene Ontology annotation, molecular function: general transcription initiation factor activity; DNA binding. The record is from RefSeq and is a predicted model, not a curated record. Gene Ontology annotation, biological process: DNA-templated transcription initiation. The coding region runs from base 238 to 798 and encodes 186 amino acids.
GUGACGUCACAGGCACCAAUGGCCGCUAGUCUGUUGCUAUGUAUAAGCUAGUACGGAAAAGCCUUUGUUUGGUUUUGUGUAUCAGAAGCGUAGUGUAGCUGCUUUAUUCUCCUCCUGACACAGACAGAGGCUUUUCCCCACAAACAUUACUGCAACUGCGUGUAAUUAUUUCUGCAAAAAAGCUCCUUCUGGAACGUGACAUGUAUUUGUAAAGCUCCCUCCGUCCAAAGAAGCCUCAUGGAACCGAGUAACGAUGUGGCGCUGGACAUUAUCAUCACAAACGUGGUUUCUGUCUUCAGGACCAGGUGUCAUUUAAACCUGCGCACUAUCGGCCUGGAGGGGACUAACGUCAUCUACAGACCAGAAGUCGGGAAAGUGCUGAUGAAGCUCCGCAAACCUCGCAUCACUGCCUCAAUAUGGUCAUCAGGGAAAAUCAUUUGCACUGGUGCAACAAGCGAGGACGAGGCUAAACUGGGUGCCAGGAGGUUAGCCCGCUGCCUCCAGAAGAUUGGAUUCAAGGUCAGGUUUUCAGAUUUUAAGGUAGUAAACGUCCUGGCAGUGUGCUCCAUGCCCUUUCAGAUCCGCCUCAUCGAGUUCACCAAGAACAACCGUCCCAUAGCCAGCUAUGAGCCUGAGCUUCAUCCAGCUGCUUCAUACAGAAUUAAAACCCUUAGGAGCACAGUGCAGGUGUUCUCCACAGGCAGCAUCACAGUUACAGGACCAAAUGUUCAGAGUGUUGCCUCAGCUGUGGAACACAUAUAUCCUCUACUGUUCGAGUGUCAGAAAAAACUGGCGUAAAACAUACACACACCCACACACACUCUGGAAAAACCCGAAGAAGCACCUUAUAAAUGAAUGUGUUGUAAGACGUUAAACUUUUGGCCUCAUCGUCGUGUAGUAAUCGAACAUUUUAAUCAAACGUUAUUUUAGUGCAUGGACGCCAAAGUCGACGAGACACUGUUGCUAUUUUUCCGGAACGUCGGGAGUUACAGAAAAAAAAAACUGAAGCUGGCUUUAGUAGAGCAACACAGAGGACGGACUUUAAACAAGAGCGGCCGCACUAAACAGGACGUGAUGUAAUAUUUACCUUAAACAAGAACACUCUGCUUCACGAGGCAGCGUGCAGUUUACGUGUUUAUGUACAAUGUCCACUUUGGUAUUUUAUAAUAAAGACUGAAUAAAAUAAUAA